Thlaspi arvense is the source of this 783-nucleotide messenger RNA. The record is from the annotation of a GenBank genome assembly. NCBI's taxonomy places the organism in Eukaryota, Viridiplantae, Streptophyta, Magnoliopsida, Brassicales, Brassicaceae.
GUAUUGGUCAUUGGAGGAGGAGAAGGAGGUGUCUUGCGUGAAGUUGCACGCCAUGCUUCUGUUGAGCAGAUUGACAUGUGUGAAAUCGAUAAAAUGGUGGUCGACAUGAGCGGUUUACAUACCUUUCACCUUUCCUCCAUCUCUGUUUCAAAACGAAAGCUCGGAUGUAUCUUUUGGUUUAAUCUGUUUCCACCUUCUUGUAACCUUCAGGUGUCUAAGCAGUUCUUCCCUAAUUUAGCAAUUGGAUUCGAGGAUCCUCGCGUGAACCUCGUCAUCGGCGAUGGCACAAACUGCUUCUUUUGUCAUCUCUCUGUUGUUGUCCUUUCCAAAACUAUCUUCUUUAAAACUGAUGCUUGGAGUGUGUUUACUACAGGUGUUGCUUUCUUGAAGAAUGCUGCAGAAGGAUCAUAUGAUGCAGUGAUUGUUGACUCAUCUGAUCCAAUUGGUCCUGCAAAGGAACUUUUUGAGAAACCCUUGUUCCAAUCUGUGGCUAGAGCUCUUCGUCCUGGUGGAGUUGUGUGUACUCAGGCUGAAAGCUUGUGGCUUCACAUGGACAUCAUCGAAGACAUUGUUUCCAAUUGCCGUGAGAUCUUCAAGGGUUCUGUGAACUACGCGUGGACCAGCGUUCCAACAUACCCUAGGCAUCUUAAACCUAAAUUGGAGUUAUCGGAUUCAUGCUCUGUUCAACUGAAGGACCUGACGUUGACUUCAAACACCCAAUUCAUUGCUGCGUUCUGCUUGCCUUCUUUCUCCAAGAAGGUUAUUGAGUCAAAAGCCAAUUGA